Molecule: messenger RNA, 1803 nt
Organism: Impatiens glandulifera
Lineage: Eukaryota; Viridiplantae; Streptophyta; Magnoliopsida; Ericales; Balsaminaceae
Product: CBL-interacting protein kinase 2-like
Exons: 2
Coding region: 366-1643 (425 amino acids)
Biological process (GO): protein phosphorylation; signal transduction
Molecular function (GO): ATP binding; protein kinase activity
Source: RefSeq, a predicted model, not a curated record
GCGAGGGGCAGAGACUUCCUUCAUGCUGGAUCGCUCUUAAUCUUCCACGAAAGUGGAAGAAAAACCCUAAGAAUGCAGAAAGAUGGGCGACAAUGUUGAUUAUCCCUUCUUCAAAGGUGAUGAUACUACUCGCCCAUCUACUCUACUCAACAUGUCUCACCCCCCCUUGAGUCAUCAUCAGAAGAUACACCUUUCACUGUACCCAGCUGUUGUUCUAUCUAAGAUGCAGAUUCCCUGAUUCCCCUCAAUUGCGAGUUUUCAAUUCUUCAAAGACGGUUGAGUUCUUACAGCUUCGUCAUCCCAUUGUGUUGUUGUAGCAGUAAUAAUAGCCUGUCUAGUGACAUUUUUGUUCUUCUGCGUUUGAAAUGGAGAAAGGGAAUGUGUUGAUGAAGAGAUAUGAUAUUGGGAGAUUAUUAGGCCAAGGAAACUUCGCAAAGGUAUACUAUGGAAGAGACAUCAAAUCUGGCCAAAGCGUAGCCAUCAAGGUGAUCCAUAAGGAGAAGGUACUAAAGGCUGGUUUGAUUGAACAAACCAUGCGAGAAAUAUCCAUCAUGAGGUUAGUCAAACACCCGAACAUCUUACAGCUUUACGAAGUCAUGGCUACGAAAACAAAGAUAUAUUUCGUAAUGGAAUACGCAAAAGGAGGCGAGCUUUUCAAGAAGCUAUGCAAAGGAAGGCUUAAGGAAGAUGUUGCCAGAAGGUACUUUCGACAAUUAGUGAGUGCGAUUAGAUUCUGUCAUAGCAGAGGAGUUUAUCACCGCGAUCUAAAGCCAGAAAACAUCCUUCUAGACGAGAAUGGUGAUCUAAAGGUUUCUGAUUUCGGAUUGAGUGCGCUGGCCGAAUCAAAGCUUCAAGACGGUUUGCUUCAUACAACAUGUGGAACUCCGGCCUAUGUUGCACCUGAAGUCAUCGGAAGAAAAGGCUACGAUGGUGAAAAGGCUGAUGUUUGGUCUUGUGGGGUUAUAUUAUUCGUUCUUCUAUCCGGGUACCUUCCGUUUUUUGAUUCAAACCUUAUUCGGAUGUAUAGAAAAAUAUGCAAGGCUGAGUACAAAUCUCCAAGUUGGUUUCCACCCAACAUUCGAAAGCUGUUAACUAGAAUCUUGGAACCGAACCCGCAUAUUAGGAUCUCAUUCGAUAAAAUAAUCGAGCAUCCAUGGUUCAUGGAAGGGCUUGAAACCAAACCGUGUGAUAAUGAAAGUAAGGAAAAGGAAAUGAUCUUACCUGUAAUGACGAAAAGUACUACUAACACAAACGCGUUUGCUAUCAUUUCUCUUUCAAUGGGGUUCGACUUAUCUGGUUUGUUCAUAGAAAAUGAUAACAAGGAAGAGGUGCAAUUUACGUCGAAGAACUCCCCAUCGGAAAUCAUGAUCAAACUAGAAGAGAUAUCGGGGAAUUUGAAUUUCAGAGUUGUGAAGAAGGAUGAAGGGCUUUUGAGAUUGGAAGGAAACAUGAGUGGUGAUUGUUUGUGUGUUGAUAUUGAGAUCAUUGAAUUUGCUUGUUCCUUUCAUGUGGUUGAGAUGAAGAAAGUAAAGGGAGAUGUGGUUUGUUUCCAAAAGUUUCUUAAUGGAGGGAUUAGAACUGCUCUUAAGGAUGUUGUUUGGUCUUGGCAAGGCGAACUGCCAAUGGUUAACGAUGGCGACUAGUUAUGCUUACUCUGUAAGUGGUUAUAACUUUCAAUUUGUGCUAAUUAAGUUGAUAUUUCCAUGAAGUUAUUCAAUUUACUUGUACUCAAGAUUGGUAAAUUGCUUAUCUAUAUGCAUUGUAACUUUGUAAUUGACUUUUGGGAUGCUUAAAAAUGAUGUU